Molecule: messenger RNA, 828 nt
Organism: Charadrius vociferus (killdeer)
Lineage: Eukaryota; Metazoa; Chordata; Aves; Charadriiformes; Charadriidae
Gene: CCDC33
Product: coiled-coil domain containing 33
Exons: 9
Coding region: 1-828 (275 amino acids)
Cellular component (GO): peroxisome
Source: RefSeq, a predicted model, not a curated record
AUGGACGGGAGCACCCUCGGAGGAGCGGAGGAGGUAGGCAGCUACCGCCUGGCGCUGAAGCGGAUGGCAGGGGACCUCCUGACCCUGCGCCAGCAUGCCACCAGCCUAGAGGUGGAGAACGGGCACCUGCGGCGCAGCCUGGCCUCGCAGGAGGAGCUGGGCCACGCUCUGCUCGCCGACGUGGACCUGGACGUCAUGACCCGGGAGGAGCUGCUGGAUAGACUUGCCACCUUCAAGCUCAAGCUUGUGGCCGGCACAGUGGAGAUGAGGAAGCUGAAGGACCGCGUCCAACGGCUGCAGAACGAGCUGAUCCGGAAAAAUGACUGGGAGAAGGACCUGGUGCUGCUCCAGCGAGCCCACCAGCAGCAGCAGGCCACGCUGAGGAGAUGCCAGGAGAAGGUGGCCAAGAUGAAGGGCUUGGAGCAGACGGUGCGGCAGCAGGAGAAGGUGAUUGAGACGAUGGAGCGGGUGCUGCAGGAGAAGCUCAACGGGGGGGCCAGGAGCACUGAGAAGCCAGAGGGCGAAGCCCUCUCCAGGGAGGUGUAUGCCGUGCUGCUGGCCGAGAACCACAGGCUGCGGGAGGAGCUGUCGAGGGCCCCCCAACCCUCGUCCCCCAUCGCCCCACGGCCCCCAGCCUUGCCGGGUGUUUUUGGGGGCGCGGAGAAGCUGUCUCUGCUGGCCAGGUUGGAGGAGGCACAAGCCCGUGGGAGGGUGCUGGAGAAGCAGCUGGAGGAGGCGGCGAGGAGGUGGGGACGGGAGAAGCAGGAGCUCGGCGCUCGUCUGCUGGAGCGGCAACACGGCUUCCCCCGUGCCCUCGCCUCGCCUUGA